Messenger RNA from Olea europaea var. sylvestris, 909 nucleotides. Its product is annotated as putative disease resistance protein RGA3. Gene Ontology annotation, molecular function: ADP binding. The record is from RefSeq and is a predicted model, not a curated record. Gene Ontology annotation, biological process: defense response to fungus. NCBI's taxonomy places the organism in Eukaryota, Viridiplantae, Streptophyta, Magnoliopsida, Lamiales, Oleaceae. The transcript is spliced from 2 exons. The coding region runs from base 1 to 909 and encodes 302 amino acids.
AUGGGGGAAGCAGUUGUCCGCAGCAUGUUGGGAGAACUCUCCAGUCAGUUGAGUUCCUCUCUCUUUGGAGAGAUAAAACUUGUAUGUGGUGUCAAAGGCGAAUUUCAGAGACUCAAUGAGUUGUUGUCUUCACUCGAAUGCGCUAUCUUAGAUUCAGAAAUGCAACCGAAUAGGAGCAAUCAAGAACGUGACCGGGUAAAAAAGCUUGAAGAUCUUGUUGAAGAUAUCAAAUUAGUAGUUGAUGAUUUCCAGACAGAAGCUAAGAGACAGCGAGUGGAGAAUCGCUUUACAGAUAAGGUAACUCGUAUUUGCUCACGCCCAGCUUUUCUAUAUAAGAUGUCCCACAGGAUGCAAAACAUUAGGAAGAGAUUGAAUGAUAUUGCUUCAAAUUCGGAAGCGUUAAAUUUCAGUGUUCCAGAUCAAAAUACAUCACUUGUACAUACAAAUCUUUCGAGGGAAACCACUUCCUUUUUGGGUGAAUCAGCAGAUGUUUUUGGAAGAGACGAUGAUAAGGAACGAAUAGUGCAUGAACUCAUCGGGAAUUCAAGCACGGAGAGACUCUCGGUGAUCCCGAUCGUGGGAAUGGGGGGUUUGGGUAAAACCACGCUUGCCCAAUUGGUCUAUGACGAUGAAAGAGUUAAACAGGUUUUCGACAUGAGAAAAUGGGUUUACGUUCCAAAACAUUUCGAGUUGCAUGAUAUGAUAAAACGUAUCAUUGGCAGCUUAGAACUAUCAACAGACGCUUCUCUUCAAGAUUUGAAAGAUCUUCUCCAAGAAAAACUGAUGGGGAAGAGAUUAUUUAUCGUGUUAGAUGAUGUAUGGAACAUAGAAUCUUUGGGAUGGGACCAACUGAGAAAUCUUCUCCUGAUUAGAACUUUUAACCGAAAAGGCAACCUGGGAUGUCUUUAA